AUGGCGGGCGAAGGCGACACGCUCAGAGCAGAGGAAACACCGGAAGCCCGCGAGGGACAGGAUGGUGAAGACGAAACCUCGCCCAAGACAUCUCCGCAGAGCUUCACGCCGCGGUCGUUACUCGUUGGCCUCGCAAUCGGGACUCUGAUAACGUUCUCAAACACCUACUUCGGCCUCCAGACGGGAUGGAUCAGUACCAUGGCGAUGCCGUCGUCCCUGAUCGGCUUUGCCGUCUUCAAAACACUCUCCCGCCAUCUGUCCUUCCCCUUUACUCCGAUCGAGAAUGUCCUGAUUCAGACCGUUGCCGGGGCCGUUGGAACGAUGCCGUUGGGCUGCGGGUUUGUAGGAGUCAUCCCGGCAUUGGAGUAUCUACUUCGACCGGGACCUGACGGUGCGAUGGAUGGGAGCGAUGGCGGCGACGGAGAAGGCGGUCCCUUGAAGCUGACGUUCUGGAAACUGGUCGUCUGGAGUCUGGGGGUCUGCUUGUUCGGAGUCGUCUUUGCUGUACCGUUGAGGAGAGAGGUUAUAGUACGGGAACGGCUGAAGUUUCCAAGCGGAACGGCAACGGCCCUUAUGAUAAACGUACUGCAUGGCGCAGGAAAGACAGACGAGAAGGGCAAAGGGGCUGCAAGGGAUUUGGAUUAUUACACAGACAGUCGAGGGGAGCGGGAGAGGUUGCUAGUGUCUAGUCAUCUAGAAGAUACUGGGUCUACGGCUGUUACACCGGAAGAUCUUGAGACUGAUAGAAGACGGAAGAAUGCAUGGAAAGCAAAGAUCAGAAUGUUGAUACUUGCUUUUGGUGUAUCCGCGCUCUACACUCUCCUGACCUACUUUGCUCCCAUCUUUCGUGACCUACCGAUAUUUGGGCUACCGUUGGCGCAUAAAUGGCUGUGGACGCUUAACCCUUCCCCUGCAUACAUUGGCCAGGGCAUCAUCAUGGGUCCUUCGACAUCCCUUCAUAUGCUACUUGGUGCCGUACUUGGAUGGGCCAUUCUGUCACCACUUGCAAAGCAUAAUGGCUGGGCACCCGGUCCAGUUGAUAACUGGGAAACCGGUAGUAAAGGAUGGAUUGUUUGGGUCUCCCUUGCGAUCAUGCUUGCUGAUUCAAUCGUCAACCUGGGAUGGCUGGUAAUUCGGCCGCUCGUUAACCACGGCCCUGGUUUCAUCGUUCGUCUUCAGCAUGACUUUGGACGAAAACGGUUUUGGAAACGCCUUUUCAACAAUAACUCCUCGUCCCGCCAGGGCUAUGCUGCUCUGCACGAACAGGGCGGCAAAGCUGAAGAUUAUGACGCCCCUCCAUCCCAGCUUAUAUCCAACCGUACCGUCAUGAUUCUCCUUCCUCUAACAUUGAUCCUUAACGUGAUAUGCAUGCAUAUAAGUUUUGGAGACCUCAUCUCCCCUUUCCUUUCCACGCUCGCGACUCUCCUGGCCCUCGUGUUAUCCGUAAUGGGUGUUCGUGCUCUGGGUGAAACAGAUCUCAACCCCGUGUCUGGCAUCAGCAAGCUGACCCAGCUCAUCUUUGCUGCAGCCACACCGGCCAGUCACCAUACCCGUCGCAGCGCAAUCAUUACCAAUCUCCUCGCCGGUGCUGUCUCGGAGGCUGGUGCCCUACAGGCCGGUGACAUGAUGCAGGAUUUGAAGACGGGACACUUACUUGGCGCCAGCCCUAAGGCACAGUUUUAUGGCCAGGCAAUCGGCAGCGUUGUGGGUGCACUUAUAUCCGCUGGUGUCUAUAAGCUUUAUGUCCACGUAUAUCCUGUUCCUGGGCCGAUGUUCCAGGUACCAACGGCUUAUGUAUGGAUAUUCACUGCGCGGCUAGUUACCGGUCAGGGGCUGCCAGAGAUGGCAUGGCCUGCUGCCGGCAUUGCCAGCAUAGUGUUUACUAUAACUACCAUCCUAAGGAUUGUGGGAACUGUGACAAGCCCCGCUGGUGGAAAGUCUCCUCAGUUUGCACCGUGGCGAGCUUGGAUUCCUGGUGGUAUCGCCGUCGCUGUUGGGAUGUAUAAUGUCCCUUCGUUCACGUUGGCCAGGGCAAUUGGGGGCGUCGUUGCGCUGGUAUGGCAAUAUCGCACAAAAUUAACACGGGAUGCCCGCACCUUGCAAAUACCGCAGGAUCCUACUACUCAAAGGAGUCAGGGGCAAGAGUCACCUAAAUCUCAGGGCGAUGAAGAUGAAGAUGCAACAUCGUCGACAAUUGUUAUUUUGGCAUCUGGCCUUAUCCUUGGCGAAGGUAUUGUUAGCAUUCUCAACUUGGUGCUCGCGAGUGCGAAAGUUCCGCACCUUUGA
Molecule: messenger RNA, 2286 nt
Organism: Arthroderma uncinatum
Lineage: Eukaryota; Fungi; Ascomycota; Eurotiomycetes; Onygenales; Arthrodermataceae
Product: oligonucleotide transporter
Exons: 2
Coding region: 1-2286 (761 amino acids)
Cellular component (GO): fungal-type vacuole membrane
Molecular function (GO): oligopeptide transmembrane transporter activity
Source: RefSeq, a predicted model, not a curated record